ACUUGCAUAUACAUUUGCCAUUAAAGCAAUGUUGGUACAUGUGCUGGUUAACUGAGUUCAGACGGACCGAGAUGAAGUGUGGGAGUUUUUCAGCCUCAUAUCCGAGAACUGACUCAAGUACACAACUGCAUCAGCAACCUAACUGGCUGAAAUGAUCGCCCAUCCCAGAAGCAUAAUUUACUCGGGCAAAAUAUUUAUACAGAGGCGGACCGAAAUCACUGACAACAAGCCCAUUCAGCAAACCUAGUGGAAACAGCCCCGUUAAUAGCUCUCUAGACCUCUUAUCAGUCUCAGUACCUUUAAGGAACGCCGCUGGAACAAAACAUCUGUUCAAAGACGUAUUCAAACAUCAUCAUGAACUUUUUGGCUCUACUGCAUUGUGUGAUACUUAUUUCAGUUUGUGAAAUAUUUGAAGAUCAUCGAACUUACGCUGGCAUGUGCUGGCUGCAGCAGGGUCCGGAGCACCGCUGUGACAUGGUGCUCAUGAGAGGCGUGAGCAGGGAAGAGUGCUGUGCGGCCGGCCGUCUGGACACUGCCUGGUCCAACACCAGUCUGCCUAUCAAUGAAGUCAGCCUGCUGGGAUUCCUGGGAAUAGUUUCCUGUAAGCCGUGCAAAGAGAACUGCGAGGGGGUCAACUGCGGCCCUGGAAAGGUGUGCAGGAUGAAAUCUGGACGUCCCCAGUGCGUAUGCUCUCCAGACUGUUCCAACAUCUCCACUAAACACUCCGUGUGUGGGAGCGAUGGGAAUUCGUACAAGGACGAGUGCGCACUCCUGAUGGCUCGCUGCAGAGGUCACCCUGACCUGGAGAUUAUGUACCAGGGGGAAUGCAAAAAGUCCUGCUCAAAUGUCGUAUGUCCUGGGACGCAUACUUGCGUGACGGACCAGACCAACAGUGCCCACUGCGUCAUGUGCCGCACUGCACCCUGCCCGAUGCCCAUGGUCACCGAGCAAACCAUCUGCGGCAACGAUAACACCACUUACCCCAGUGCCUGCCACCUGCGUAGGGCUACCUGUUUUUUGGGUCGUUCCAUAGGGGUCCGCCAUUAUGGACACUGCAGAAGAAAUGAAGGAAGUGAAGAGAAUUCACUCUUCUGAGGAUGUAAAGAGCAGAUCCACUCCCUGUACAUAUUACGAUGGCACAUAAGACGUGAGAGAACCUGUUUGAAACCAUAUAGUCUCACAACACGGUUCUCUGUCCCAAAGAACCACUACUAGUAUUUUAUACGCAUGCAAUUCAUACUUAAAGCAAAUGUGUGGUUUUAACCGGAAAACUGAACUGAUGAAUUGACAGUGUGCAUAUUGUAAAUAUACUACAAGCUACUAUUUAUUGGAGAAAAGUAAGGAAGUCAGUGUUAUUUAUGUGUUAACACCAUAUAUCCGUACAUCAGCUGCCUUUAUCAAGGUAUUUAUUGUGGGUUUUGCUUCAGUUUUCAUGUAAACGUCAAAACAGAAAAAUGUAGACUUGCACAUUCCCGUACCUACGAAUUUCCUCAUGGAUAAAAAUGUCUAUUUUUCCCCCCACAAAGAGCUAUUUCUUAUCAAUUAAAUAUUUUAGAACAUACCAUUUGGUGUUCUUAAUAUUAUUUUCUGGUUUUUACUAUUUUAUAUUAUUUAUAUCCGUUUUAUUAUUCUAUUAACUGUUAAUUCCAGUGCUAUCUCACGACAAAUUCGUACGUAUUUUACGGUAGCUAAUUCGUACUAGCCUGACUACGUCAAACUUCCUACUUCCGCUCAAUU
Molecule: messenger RNA, 1737 nt
Organism: Carassius auratus (goldfish)
Lineage: Eukaryota; Metazoa; Chordata; Actinopteri; Cypriniformes; Cyprinidae
Product: follistatin-related protein 3-like
Exons: 5
Coding region: 355-1095 (246 amino acids)
Biological process (GO): negative regulation of activin receptor signaling pathway; multicellular organism development; cell differentiation
Cellular component (GO): extracellular region
Molecular function (GO): activin binding; protein binding
Source: RefSeq, a predicted model, not a curated record